Messenger RNA from Colletes gigas, 1392 nucleotides. It is a transcript of the gene elgi, whose product is annotated as E3 ubiquitin-protein ligase NRDP1. The transcript has 4 exons. Gene Ontology annotation, molecular function: ubiquitin protein ligase activity; metal ion binding. The record is from RefSeq and is a predicted model, not a curated record. Bases 134 to 1099 code for a protein of 321 amino acids. Gene Ontology annotation, biological process: regulation of canonical NF-kappaB signal transduction; tumor necrosis factor-mediated signaling pathway; protein K63-linked ubiquitination. Gene Ontology annotation, cellular component: plasma membrane signaling receptor complex. NCBI's taxonomy places the organism in Eukaryota, Metazoa, Arthropoda, Insecta, Hymenoptera, Colletidae.
CAGCCGGCAGAUCGGUGCGCGGAGGAAGCUGCCCCUCCACUUAUGCACACUAAUCCACAACCACGUUGUCUCUCGAAGGAAAGACUCGUCGUCACUGCGUACGAGGACGAGUGAUUUGUCGCGAGCACGCAUUAUGGGGUUCGAUGUGAACCGAUUUCAGGGCGAAGUUGACGAGGAACUAGUUUGUCCGAUAUGUUCCGGCGUUUUGGAGGAUCCAGUCCAGGUGAGCAAUAUGUUGCAGGCACCUGUAUGCGAGCACGCUUUUUGUCGUACAUGCAUUAACGAAUGGAUAAACAGACAACCUACCUGCCCCUUGGACCGUACACCAAUUACAUCUGCUCAACUCAGAGCAGCUCCAAGAAUUCUUCGAAAUCUUCUGGCCCGUCUAUGUAUUAGUUGUGAUAAUAUUAUGUAUGGAUGUCAAGUAAUAGUUAAGCUUGACAGUUUGGUAUCACAUUUAGAACAAUGUGAAUAUAAUCCCAAGAGACCUAUGCUUUGCGAGCAAGGAUGUAGUCUUAUUAUUCCUAAAAAUGAGUUAAAAGAUCAUAACUGCGUGAAGGAACUCAGAAACAUUAUUCACUCGCAGCAACAAAAACUUGCUGAUAUGAAACGUGAACUGGGUGAACAACAACUUCAAAUAAACGAGCACAAAAGAGAAAUACACCUUUUGAAAGAUUUUAUGAGAGCAUUGAGAGUUUCAAAUCCUGCGAUGCGAGUCAUUGCCGAUCAAAUGGAGAGGGACGAAGUUGUAAGAUGGUCUGCUACUCUUCCACGAGCAAGAGUGACAAGAUGGGGAGGAAUGAUUUCUACACCAGACCAAUCGUUGCAGACGAUGAUAAAAAGAACUUUAUCAGAGUAUAAUUGUCCACCUCAUGUAAUCGAUGAGUUAAUGGAGAAUUGCCAUGAAAGAAAAUGGCCUCCAGGCUUAAAUUCUCUCGAAACUAGACAGAACUCUAGACGGCAAUAUGACAGUUAUGUUUGUAAAAGAGUUCCUGGCAAACAAGCAGUGUUAGUUCUCUAUUGCGAUAACACGCACAUGCCAGAAGACAUGAUGGUCGAACCUGGGUUAGUUAUGAUUUUUGCACAUGGUAUUGAGUAAUAUUUAUAUCAAUACUAUGCACAUGCCAAGAUAUUUUGAUGUCCAUCUAUUUUGUUGUUUGUUACAUUCACCAUGAUUAAUUAUCACGGUGUAUGGAAUAUCUUUAUACUUACUAUGUGCAGAUACCAGGAUAUUCGUUUAAUAUAUCAUGCAUUUGAAAUGCAGGAUAUCUUUUCAAAAGUAUUGAAAGGAACAAACGACGUAUGCCUUUUGUGAUAAACAAUUGUACAGACACAAUUGCCACAUACAAAAAUCUAAUUGAAUGUCUAGAUCGUUAUACUGUGAUAUACUAU